Temnothorax curvispinosus is the source of this 661-nucleotide messenger RNA. RefSeq lists its product as uncharacterized. Gene Ontology annotation, molecular function: protein kinase regulator activity. The coding region runs from base 130 to 330 and encodes 66 amino acids. Gene Ontology annotation, cellular component: protein kinase CK2 complex. The transcript is spliced from 2 exons. NCBI's taxonomy places the organism in Eukaryota, Metazoa, Arthropoda, Insecta, Hymenoptera, Formicidae. The record is from RefSeq and is a predicted model, not a curated record.
CGCGAGGGCUGUUUAUUUUUGGUAUUUCGUCGGGUAGCUGUGCUUCGCGUCGGCAAUUUGCAUGAGUAAUGCGCUUCCUGGCCGCGUCGGAUCGUGCAUCGUGCUCGAAAAACAGCUGACGAAGCAGCAAUGACCACGGAAACGAAAAUGAGCAGCUCCGAGGAGGUGUCCUGGAUCUCGUGGUUCUGCGGUUUACGCGGGAACGAGUUUUUUUGCGAGGUGAGUAAUCGUGGGCGCGUCUCCCCAGCAUUAUCCCAGGUAGCAUUAAUGUCUAAAAGACAUCAUAAAGAUGUCUUUAAGAUGCCAGAAAUCUUAAAGAUGUCUUUAUGAUGUCUUUUAGACAUUAAUUUCUAUCUGGGUAUCUUGGCUGUAUAUUUGAAAACUCAGCGAUAUGUACACUUUUAAUACUGGAGGGGGCCAGAUUACUCUUACGUUCUACAAUGCGAGAUGGUGCAUUCGUGGAGCGUGUGCUAUUAGCGUUAUCGCAUCACUCUACCUUUAUUGCUCAUCAGAUGUAAAACAAGGAUAGAAUAAGCAGAUAGCCCUAAUAGCGUACUCUGCAAAUGUACCCAAAGUACGAUGUUUAUUCUACAAAUGUGUAUAUAAUGUGUUUGUAAUUGCUGUAAGAAUGAUGGAGCGUGGUAAAAUAGUAUAAUCCAAG